AUGCGCAUUGUGUCAUCCGAGACUGGGAAUGCGCGCGCAGGGCCGUCCACCCUUCAACCCUCCUCAGGCUUCGGUUGGCUUCUGUUUUCCCUCGCCCCGGGGAAGGCGCCCUCGCGGGCGGCAGAGGAGGAACUGGGACGAGUGACAUCAUAUGUUGGGGCUCUUGGGUACAGCCCGAUGGGGGCGGGGCCUGGUGAUGUCACCAGUUGCUGGGGCCCUAAGAAGAGCUUUGUCUCCUGUGGCCUCAAGUACCUGGGCACGCAGCAGGCAGAGACAGGAGAGGGCUCAGAUGCGGCUUAUGAUUGGAGAGUCCGUGGGAAGGGAGGGCCUCUGGAGGGACUCAGGACGCAGGCGCACUGUGCUCCCGGCGGCUGGGGAUGCACGCAUUUUGUCCCUGGCCCUGUCAGGCCGCCCCUUGCCCGUUCCCCGGCGGCCCUUGCGUGCCUGGCUCCCCGCACCCCGGGGCAGCGCCUUCGGAGCCGCAGCCACCCUCAAAGACACAGUCCCCAGAACCUCAAGGUGUGUGGACCACCCAGAAGUAAGCAGAGUAGCUGUCCAAGACCCCGGAUCCUAGGACUACCUCUGCCCACUGAGAAUACAGCCCCAGCCCAGGAGGAGGAGGAGCAAGAGGAGGAGGAGCAGAAUGGAGCAGCCCUUUCCCAGGAGCCCGUGACCUUCAGAGAUGUGGCUGUGGACUUCACCCUUGAGGAGUGGGGGUGGCUGGGCCCCGCUCAGAAACAGCUAUACCGGGAUGUGAUGCUGGAGACCUACCGGAACCUGGUCUCCCUGGGCUGGGAGACUAGGAACAAGACCCAGGAGAAAGGUUCAAAGGGGAAUGUCCCUGAAGAAGAAGCAUCCAGAGAGGGGUCGGUGGAAAGCCUCAGACCGUGUGCUCACCGCUCUGUUUUGAGGAUUGAUGAGGAAUGUGGGAGCCAGACGGCAAGACCUCAGGAGGGGGAGAGACACGUGAGGCAGGCAAUCAAACAUUGUACGGUCCCCACGGAAAGGAAACAUAAAUGUAGCGAUUGUGAGAAGGCCUUUAAUAACCGCUCAGCUCUCACUGUGCAUCAGAGAAUCCAUACUGGAGAGAAGCCUUAUAAAUGUAGCGACUGUGAGAAGGCCUUUAAUAACCGCUCAGCUCUCACUGUCCACCGGAGGAUCCACACAGGAGAGAAACCUUAUAAAUGUGGCGUGUGUGGGAAAACCUUCAGUAACAGCUCCUACCUCACUGUCCAUCAGAGGAUUCAUACAAGAGAGAAGCCUUAUAAAUGUACUGAAUGUGGGAAGGCCUUUAGCAACAGCUCCUACCUCAUUGUACAUCACAGGAUCCACACAGGGGAGAAACCCCACAAAUGUAGCGAAUGUGGGAAAACCUUCAACCACCAUUCAGAACUCGUCGUGCACCAGAGAACUUAUACUGCGGAGAAGCCUUACCAGUGCACCGAGUGUGGGAAAGCCUUCAGCAGUAGCUCCUACCUUAUUGUCCACCAGAGGAUCCACACGGGAGAGAAACCUUACACAUGUGAGCGGUGUGGGAAAGCCUUCUGCAAAUCCUCCGUCCUGGUGCAGCACCAGAGGAUUCACACGGGGGAGAAGCCUUUCCAGUGUCACCAGUGUGGGAAAGCCUUCAGGCAAUGGUCAAGCCUCAUCAAACACCACAAGAUUCACAGUGGAGAGAAGCUUUUUAAAUGUCCAGAGUGUGGCAAAGCCUUUAGUCAUCGGUCAGAGCUUGUUGAACACCAGAGGAUUCAUACUGGAGAAAAGCCCUAUGAAUGCAGUGAGUGCGGGAAAGCCUUCCGGCACCACUCGAACUUCAGUAAACAUCAGAAGAUUCAUACUGGGGAGAAGCCUUACAGCUGCGAAGAGUGUGGGAAAACCUUCACACGGAGCACCAACCUAACCCGACAUCAAAAGAUUCACUCCAGAGAGAAAAGCUAGCCCCGUCUAGUGUCUGGCACUUUAUCAUGGGAUCUUCAGAAUCUUCCUAGUCCAGCUUUAUCUCGUCUAAGCUAGUCCAGCUUUAUCUCUGCGGCAAAUAUGUUUUCUGAAAAAGCAUCUUCAAUCAACAAGCAUUGACGACAAGCCUACCAUGUGCCGAACAGUCCACGAGCUGCCAGGGGCCAGGCUUUCGUUCAUUUAAUGGUGGUAUUUAAACUAUUCACACUUAUGAGUAAUAACUUUGAUCUGUCUUCUGAUAAUUUGUUAUUGUUCAUGUUACUCAGAGGGAGUAAAAUCCAUUUCACUUUUUAAACGCACUAAAUAAAAUAAGUUAUAUAUAUUUUGGGGUAAUUCUUUUAAUUCUCUGAUAGUACUCCUGCCCCUACCCUUUUAAUAUAGAUUUGCAUUUUGCUGAUAUGAUUGUAAGGAGAAGGAGAGAAUCACGUUAUGGUGAGAAAAAAGAAUUAGGUUUGUUCCGCCUGGUCACCUAAGGCUGGGUUGUUCUUGAAGACCAAAAUGGCACAGUGUGUUGGAGUCCAGGCAUAGUAUCCGACUGGCUUAUCGAACCAGUAGGAGCUCCCAGUGCUCUGCCGUGGUCGGGAACAAAUAGUGCAGACGAACCUUUGGAGUGGAGCUCUUUCCACAUUUACAGAGAUCCUGCAAUUUUGCUUUGCUCAAAGCACAGCUCCUUUGAUCUGGGCACUCCAUGCUGGCCUGUCCUUUGCCACUGUCUCCCAUGUCACCCAAUUAGCCCCAAAAUUCUUUGGAGGGACUUUGAGCGUGUUCUGCUACUGUUUCUUUUGACCUCUGUGUGAAUUCUCUGUUAAAGGCUUUUAGGCUAAUGUAUGUUGGGACCAAGUGACCAGCCUCAGAGCUGUCCUCUCUGCAGUAGAGUGUCCACGCGUGGCAGUUCAGCUUCAGGAAGCACCUCAGUGUCUGACACUUUAUCAGGCGAUCUUCAGACGCUUCCUAAGACAACUCAAAUGGCAGCGACUCAGUUUCCUGGCCCAGUGCUGAUGGACUGUCCAGGUUUCAUAGGUGUACCACAAUGAGAUCAGCACAAGGGCUCUGUAGAUCUUCAGUUUGCUAGGCAGCCUAAUACCUCUUCUCACUCACACUUUCCUUCAGGGCUGCCUAAACACUGAACUAGCUCUGGCCAUAUGUGGACACUCUUGAAAGUAGGUGAACUUAUCCACAACAUUCAAAACAUCUCCAUUUGUUGUAAUUAAUAGGUCCAUAUGUGGAUGGCAUGGUGCUUGUUAGUGGAACAAUAAAACCCAUUUUAUUUGUGUUAUCAGGCCAAAAUUAGCACAAGUGGAAGAGAAUUGAUCCAUCUCUUGUUGCCUCUUAGCUUCAGAGUCUACACUGAAUGCAAUCAAGCGCAAUCCAAGAGUUGUGCACCAAAUCUCCUUCCACCUUAGUCUUGGUUUGGAGCUUUUUCAAGUUAAAUAAUUUACUGGCAGUGAGGGAGCUGACCUGGGUACCAUUUUCACCCUUGCUGAAGGCAUCACUGAAAACUUUUUAGCAUGGAAACAUCAUGCUAAAAAGCAUAGGAGCAAGCACACAGACCUGCUUCACUUCACUGGGCACUGGGCAAGUGCAAGAGCAUCAUACCGAACCCAGGCAAGCUUGUCACCACGAAACUGACAUACAAUACGGAUGAUCAAUACUGAUGAUGAGUUUCUCUGGGCAACCAGAUUCUGACACCGUUUUUCAUAAGCCCUCAAGACCAACAGUACCUUGGUCGUUGUGUAUAGACCUCUGUUCUGCUCCUGGCAUUUCUCCUGAAGUUGCUGACCAUAAAUCAUAUUGACCAUCUCUUUGUCCUUUCUGAAACCAUAGUGGUUCUCAGGUAGAUUUCCUUCCAGGUAAAAGGUCAGUCUAUCAAAGAGGAGUCUGGCAAAAGUUUUGCCAUCAAUGACAGUCACAGGACAGCCUAUUUCCUUUACCUUUAUAGAGAUGGACACUGGAGGCAUUCCUGAACUCCUGGGGGACAAUCAUAUAACCCAGAAGAUUUCAGUCAGCUUUUUGUUGAGCAAUGGACCCCUUGCCUUGUAAAUCUCAACUGGACUAGAUUCAGCUUUAUGUGCCUUGCCAAAUGAGAGGACCUAAUGGCACUCAAAACCUCUUCAGUUGAAAUUUUUGCUAGAGAGGUCUUGACUUGAACCUGAGAUAACUAGUCAGUGGCUUCAGAGAACAUUAUGGAAGUGUUCAGCCUUUCUCUUCAGCAUUAUUCCUCAUUACUAAUCAAUGUGGCUCCCUCAGCACUGAGUAGGUGAGAUAUGGCCUGUGUCUUUGGUCCAUAAAUAACCCUCAGGACAUCACAAAAGCACUUUAGGUUGUUCUUAACAGUAUAAAACUGCCUUCUUGCGGAGCCUGGAAUCCUUCAUUUCUAAGCUCACUUGCACUUUACUUUUGAUGGAAUUAAACCCUGUCUUAGAGAUGUUUUAACUAUCUUGCUGGUAAACCCUGGGGAGUUCUCAUUUUUAAUUUGUCAGUUUCUGAAUUUUUUCAUUGUUUUUGUUAAAUGAGUCUUGAUGUUUUUAAGUGUUCUAGCCCAGAUGAGUAAAUGUGGUGCUGUACACAACCUCUGACCACUCCUUUUCUGUUCCACUCUUGCCAAUAUGUGUUGGCUCAGCUUUCACUCCAAGUUAACAAUGAACUGUUCUUGUUUGGAGAAGUACUGUGAACUUUUGACAUUAACCUUUUGGGAGUUGUCUUGCUCUGGGGUCACUACAUUUUUAAAAAUGCAAAUAUUUAGCUUGGAAAACAUGUCUGUGAUCAGAAGUCCAGCACUCUGCGCCUCACGUUGCCUUUGUCACUCUUGCAUCCUGUCUGCCUCUUUUCCUAAUGAUCACAGAGACUAUUAUUUGCUAUGUAUUUGCUAUGAGCCAGUAUUUGCUAUGAGGCUGUAUCCGUGAAGUUUUAUUGCAUUUAGGCAAAUGGAAGACAGUACUGGUGAUGAAGUCAUGCACAAAUCAUCAGUAGUGUCACAGCUAUUGCUGUGUGUUUCUGACUUCACCCCUCCAAAGACUCCCUGUCAGGUCUUGAAGACUGUACCUUUUCUUGCAUUAAAGUCACCCAGAAUUAUAA
This is a messenger RNA of Antechinus flavipes (yellow-footed antechinus), 5031 nucleotides long. RefSeq names its product zinc finger protein 544 (gene ZNF544). Bases 1 to 1938 code for a protein of 645 amino acids. The record is from RefSeq and is a predicted model, not a curated record. Gene Ontology annotation, cellular component: nucleus. Lineage: Eukaryota; Metazoa; Chordata; Mammalia; Dasyuromorphia; Dasyuridae. Gene Ontology annotation, biological process: regulation of transcription by RNA polymerase II. The transcript is spliced from 7 exons. Gene Ontology annotation, molecular function: RNA polymerase II transcription regulatory region sequence-specific DNA binding; DNA-binding transcription factor activity, RNA polymerase II-specific.